Bathycoccus prasinos is the source of this 3081-nucleotide messenger RNA. RefSeq lists its product with no specific name. The transcript has a single exon. The coding region runs from base 1 to 3081 and encodes 1026 amino acids. NCBI's taxonomy places the organism in Eukaryota, Viridiplantae, Chlorophyta, Mamiellophyceae, Mamiellales, Bathycoccaceae. The record is from RefSeq and is a predicted model, not a curated record.
AUGCAUCAUCAAGCAGCCAAGGUAGGGUUUAACACCCUAAAUAUACAGCUUCUGAAUUUUCCCUUGAGCGCGUUCCUCACAGUAAGAGAGAGAAGAGAGAGGAUGGGAAGAAGAAAGGCAAAGUCGUCGUCCUCCGCGCUGAGAACGAGAGACGUCCUCGUCCUCUCUCUUUUUUGCUUCGCGUUGCUUCGUUGUCUUUUUUUCAAUAGGAAUAAUAGCGUGGGGUCGUUGAACGGGAUGUCGUUCGUGAAGCAAUGGGAGAUUUUAACUGUCGAUUCUUCUUCGUCUUCUUCUCCACCAAAACCGCUCUUACCGGUGCUUUUCUUCGACUUGAACGGAGACGGAAGGCAAGAAACCUUGAUCGCGUUUGACGAGAGCAAUAAAAUUGGAAUUUACGACGGAAGCAGCAGAGGAGGAAAAGGACAGAAGACAAAGAACAACGAGAACGGAAUGAACGAAGAUGAAGAUGUAGGGAACGAGAACACCUUGAGACUUCUAAAAAUGGUCGAUUUACGAGAAACGAACGAGAAGAGUAAGACGCAUCGGAUGAGAGACGAGCACGGAGGGAAACGCGUUAUCGCGCUCGCGGCGGGGAGACCGGAGGCGAGACGAAGAGGCGAGACGAAGAGGAGGAGGAGUGGGAGUGGGAUAGGGAGUAAACAACGACGUAAAACAGUUGUGAUGAUUAAACGGAAAGCGAUAUUUGUGGCGGUGACGGAAGAGUUGCAAGUGAUGACGUUUGAUCACAACGCGAAGAAGAAGUGGGAGCGGUCGGCGAGGGACGCGCUGUUUAGCGGUAAAGCGCAUCAUCGUCAUCAUCUAGGAGGAAGAGGAGGAAGAGGAGACUCGAUGAGAGUGGAAGAGAUUGCCGUGACGGUCGUUUCUGCAAAAGGGGAGAACGAGGACGGGUUAGUCGUCGUCGGUGGGCGCGUGGAGUACGAGAAGUAUCAAAACGAAGAAGGAGAAGAGGGAGAAGAUUACGAGCGAGGCAUGGAAGCGUACGCACGAGAAUUGAAGGACGACGAGAUGCUUUCAAUGCAUCGAGGCGGUAGACGAGACGAAACGAUCGAAUUCAAAGAGGAAGGCGUUGAAGAUAUCAUUGAAGACGACAACGAUACGUUUGCCUCCCAAAACGGGGCUUUUGUAUAUCUCGCAUUUAACGCGAGAAGUGGUGAACUCGUCUGGCGUCGCGUCGCCUCAGAUUUCGUCGCCGAUCCGGCGGAACUUUUACGAACCACCACGCCGGCGCACGAAGUUCGAUUGGAUUCGCACUUGACGAAAAUAGAAGAGCAUAAAUCGAAAACGGAUGGAAUUUGUAGAUCGUACAGAGAGUCUGCGUUAGCCGAGGCCCUCCCUCACGCGUGGAGAGACGCGGAGGAUACGCGAAUGCGCUCGGCGCCGUUUAGCAAGAGUCAAAAGCAAACGUCCUCCUCGUUCGGCGGUCGUAAAAAAAGAGCGCGCGGUGGACGAGACCCGGGUCCGCUCGCGACAUCUGCCGCGACGACCAACUUGAAAGCCGCAUCUCGCGACCCGAAUUUCGCGGUGGCGGAUAAAACGAACGAUUUCUCCAGUUUACUUUCCCGAGGCUUUUCUUAUUUGAACCUCGGCAAGAGCGCGGUGCACCACCGCGACGACGAACGCGAAAAGUUAGAUUAUCACAACCGCCGGUUUCAUCACCAACACAUGAUGUCGUCUUCGAACAACAACAUCAAGAACGCAAUCAUCGCGCACCAUCGCGACGGCGUCGAAGUUCUCGACGCGUUCACAGGAGAGUUGAUUUGUCAGCUGGCGUUGCAACAUCCCGGGUACCACGCGGAUAUCAACGGCGACGGGGCCAUCGACCAUUUAGACGCUCGAGGUCAUCGCGCGCACAUUGCAGACGUCGCAAUGGACAACUUCUCGCCCGGUUGUUGGGCCUCGGUCACCUCGGGCGCACCAGAUGUCCAAACCGUCUUCGAAGGGUCCAUUUGUAAACCGACGAGGAAAAGUUCCAUGAAGAGCACGCCGAGACAACGAGCGAAGAGCAACAAGAAACAACAAAAUUCGGGCGAUUUUUACUUGAGAAACAAAAAUAAAGACGACGUGGACGUGUUGACGCCAAUUAUUGUGCGCAGAGACGAUAAGAGCGAACGAGACAGGUCUUUCCGUCGCGCGACGAAAGACGCGGUGUUUUUAAACUCCCGGGGCGAGUUGACGUGUUACGCGAAAGACGGAACGAGGAGGUGGAUGGUAAAUACGCGCGCGAGUUGGAAGAUUGACGUGAAUGGACCACCGAAAGAUGGCAUAUACGACUUAUUUUCUGAUGUAAACAACAACAACGACUCGAAAGAGAUGGAUCGAUUCGUUCCAACUUUGGCGACGUUUAAGUUUCGCACGCACCAUCGACACCACGGCGUAUCGCACAACGUCGUCGUCUCCUCGAGCGAUGAGGAUAGCACGAACCGAACAAAUUACGACGUCAGUGGUGGUGGUGGUGGUGGUUCGCCAACGGCACCAUCACCUUUUUUAUCGCAAAGAAGUCUUUUCUUUAACGAGCAAAGUCGACGCCGUCACACCUCGGAGGCUUCCUUGGUCGUCGGAUCGAAAAGAGCGGUGAUCGUCUCCCCGUCCGGGACGAAAAUUGCCACCAUUUUCUUACCGUCCAUGCCCAUCGCUCGCGCUCAAGUGUUGGAUUGCAACGACGAUGGAAAAAACGAUUUCAUCGUGCGCAUGGAAACGAGCACGAUAUGUUACGCGCAGAAAAGCACGUCCGCUUUGAGCGUUUACGUGGUCAUGUUGACGAGCUUAGUUUUGAGCUCGUUCGUCGCGUUUAUUCAUCGAGUGGAGUUUGAGUCCUUACCGCCAAAACCGGGAAAAAAAGACGACGACUUUAACGACUUUAACGACGACGAUAGCGAUAGCGAAAGUAGUCGCAGUAGCAGUAGUAAUAGCGACGAUGAGAGUCACGACGGGGAAGAAAAAGAAACGGAACAAGAGAAGGAAAAGCGAACGAGGCGGCGAAAGGAAGCGCCGCGCGUGUUCCCGACCAUGCGCAUCAAACGCUUCGCGCGAAGCACCGACGUCGACAUCAAAGCUGAUUAA